AUGUCAUUACCUCGUCCCAAAAAACCGAAAGAGGUGGCUCUAGAUUGGACGAAGGCUGCCACGCUAAGGCCAAAUCGGAAAAUUACGGCAACGGUUAAACGACUUAGUGUGAUUUCAAUGUCGUCGAGGGUGGCUAUGGCGCCGUUUCAAGGGACGGCGCCCGCGUCGGGACGUCAAGCGAAGAAGGUGAACGUACCGGUAGUGCCGAAUAUGUCAAUGGUCGAUAGAAGUAAAUACGAUGACGUGAACCGCAAUGUUCGCAGCAAUCUCAGCUGCCGAUCUAUGGCCUCGCCGUCACGAAUGAGUGACGAUCACAGCAGUGACUCGCAAAACAGUAACCGCCACGAUCAUGCCCAUCAGUUCCAAGGCAAGCCAUUAUGA
Cooperia oncophora is the source of this 381-nucleotide messenger RNA. The record is from the annotation of a GenBank genome assembly. Lineage: Eukaryota; Metazoa; Nematoda; Chromadorea; Rhabditida; Trichostrongylidae.